GCGGUUCCGCACACCACGGAGAACUGGUGCGGUGUCCGGAAGGAGGACUGUCAGCAUGACAGAUAUAUCUUUUACUUCCCACUUUGAUUUUUGGUCAAGCAUUGUAGUAUGUUGUCGCAACACCAGCAGUCAGAGAAGCCACGGGCGCCGCCGCAGUGAGCUGUGCUUUCUGACACUAAUGGCUGCCGCGGCCGUGACAUCGCACUCGGACUGAUCGUCUGUCGUGACUUGUGACCCAGUUCGGUUUGAUUUCUUUGGCUUAUCUGAGUGGGAUGAUACAUCAGAAGCCUGAACACAGACCAAAGAGGGUGACAACUUAAUUCAGAGACGCUUUCUUGUGUCAAAGAAGAACUAAAAUUAGCCUUAGUGAAGAAAAAAAAAAACGGCAAACACUAACAAUGGGUGAAGUGACUGUGGAAGUAAAUGAGGAAGUGAUGAAACAGGACAUCUCGGAGCCGCUCCCACAGCCACUUCUGAUAAUAAUGUCUCCACCUCCAGCUUUCCUGCCUGUCCCUGGUGAGCCAACUAUUUUCUGGCAUAAGUGGCUGAGAGCUUUUGAACACUACGUUGAAGCGCUCGGUGAAAACGAGCUUGUCGACUCCAGUAAGUGUGUGCUUUUACAGAACUGCUUGGGCCCAGAGGGCCAGCGCGUCUUCACAACACUGAUCAAAGGAGAAGCCACAUAUGCAGCAGCCAUCGCAGUGCUGACAGAUUACUUCACCUCAGAUCACACCUCGCAGAUGUGCCGCCUUAAAUUCCAUCAGAGGGCUCAGAUGCCUGGAGAGACUGUAGAUCAGUUUGUGUCCGCAUUAGAGGAACUGUUGAGGCCUUGCAACUAUGGAGACUUACAUGACAAACUUAUCUUGGAUCAGCUGAUUGAGAAAACAAACUCCCCGCAACUUAGAGAAAGGCUGGUCUUGCAGAAGGAAACUCUGACCUUGGCUGAGGCGGUGGUUAUUGGUAAAGAGGUGGAAUCUACUUUAAUAGAAUCUGAACUAUUUGGUUUUCAUGAAGUCAGUGUGGAUAUUGGAGAUGAUUUAGACCCUCCUGUUCAAAGAAAGGCCAAAAGAGGGCGUCCUCGGCGUGGGGAGGAAAGGACAAAAACAAAACCACACUCAACUAACACACCAGCAAAAUCAUCUAGAUACAAAGACGACUACUAUUACAGCAAUGAUAAGUUAUAUUACAGUGACAACGGUGAAGAUAACGCUAAGAGCGCUGAUGAAACUAAUUUGGCUAAAACCAGAACUAAAGGCGACAGUGAAGAUAACUGUCCCUCGUCAUCAUCACAGAAGAUGGAGGAGGAAGGCUGCUACAAAUCUAGUGAUAGUGGUGAAGAGUGCGAUGAUGAUGAUGAUGAUGAUGAAGACUUUGUCAUGUCUUUGACCAGACUAAAAGGCCCCUGCUGUCCCAUCUGUAUUGACAAGCGCUUCAGAGAUGCAAACAAGCUCGCCAGACACAUGAGGACACACACAAAGGAGAAACCCUUCAGCUGCCCCAUCUGUGCGGUGGCCUUCAGCCAGUCGUACCACAUGACCCGACACAUGAGGAACCAGCAUGAUGCAGGCCAACACGUCUGCCCUACCUGUGGUGAAAGUUUAGGGAGCUUAGCAGAGCUGAAAAUUCAUAGGAGAACGCAUGCAACUCAAAUUCUGUCAUGUCCGAUUUGUCAUGAAAACUUCACUAACAACGACACUUUCCUUAAUCACAUCAUAUCACAUGACAAAAACCAGUCUACUCCCCAGACAGAGGGACCAAGUCUUCAGCUAAAUGAUGAGAUGAAAAACCAAGAUAUAAAUGACUCAAGUAACAAGGAUAACGAGAAUGAUGACAGCAAUGAUAUAGUUGCUGAAGAUGAUAAUGAAGAUGACUCUGGUAAUGGUAAUUCUCACAACACGGCAUCUGAAGUUAACGUUAAAACAGAAGACAAGGCUUCUGAUGAAGCUCGGUCUCAAGAUGGAGGCAGUAAGAAACAAAAGGCCACCUCUAAGACUAAAACAAAAGGCCAUUUCUGUCCCAUCUGUGUUGGCAGGCGCUUCAGAGGGCCGAACAAACUUGCCAGACACAUGAGGACGCACACAAAGGAGAAACCGUUCACCUGCCCGGUCUGCUCUUUGACCUUCAGCCAGUCCUAUCACAUGACCCGACACGUGAGGAACCAGCACGGCUUGGGCCAGUACAUCUGCUCUAAAUGUGGGAAAAAUGUGAGUACGUGGCUGGAACUGAAAGCUCACAAGAAGACUCACGCAGUUGAGGGCCUGACAUGUCUUGCAUGUGAUAAACAGUUCAAGGAGAAAUCUGCCCUCGCCAGUCACCUUAAACUACACAAGAAGGUCGAUUCUAGUCCUCGAAGCCUCAUCUGCGGCGAUUGUGGCAAGGUAUUUGGUCGAAUGUAUCAUUUGAAAAGGCACAUAGUGACCCAUCGCAAAGCAACAAAUGGCGAAUUUUACACGUGCCCUGAUUGUCAGAAGAACUUUGCCUUCCCGGAAGACCUGAACAAACACCUGGAGAUUCAUGUGAAAGAAAACAAUGGGACUUGUCCGAAAUGUAACGAAACCUUCAACAGUCCAGAAGAACUGGAGACGCACAUGGGGGUUCAUGAGAAGUCUUACACCUGCAGCACCUGUGGGAAGAAGUUUAAGGUUGAGUAUGCACUGAAGAAACAUGAGCAAGGCCAUGAAAACGAACUGUAUUAUUGUUCGUUGUGCUGCAAACGCUUCAGCAAACUGUCUCACUACAAGAGACACAUAAUGGUCCAUAGCAGGCGAGAAUCCAGAUGUCCACACUGUGACAGCGUCUUCCUAAAGUUAACAGCUUUGAAAUAUCACCUGCGAACUCAUACGGAAGAAAGACCCUACCAGUGCACCUGCUGUAUUGAGACCUUUGAGGAGAAGGAAGACCUCGAGCAGCACCGCUUCAAACACAGGAAAUUCAAGCAGGAGAGGCCGUACUCCUGCACCCGGUGUGACUACGCGUUCUCCACGCUGCUGGAGCUGACAGAACACAUGAGCUCACACGAGGGAGAGCAGCCGUUGAACUGCCCCAUCUGCGGCAGGACUUUCUUGAACAGGAACAAGCUGGAGAAGCACCUGAGCAUUCACACAGGGGAGAGACCUCACCUCUGCUCCAUCUGCGGCAACGGCUUCCCCUCCCACAUCCACACCGGCGAGAAGCCCUUCCAGUGCUCACAGUGCAGCAAGAGCUUCAGGUCGUCCAGCGGGCUGCGGCUGCACAGCAGACAGCACAUGGAGGUGCGGCCCAGUUACGAGUGUCCUGAGUGCGGCAGGACUUAUGGCCGCAUGACGGAGCUGAAGAUGCACCAGCGGUAUCACACGGGUGAUAAGCCGUACGCGUGCACCUGCUGCAGCAAACGCUUUAUUAGCAAAGACAAACUGAAUGUUCACAUGAGGACACACACAGGGGAGAGACCGUACUCCUGCCCCCACUGUGGACAGACAUUUACACAGACCGGGGACAGAAAUAGACACAUCAGUAAAUACCACUAA
Molecule: messenger RNA, 3506 nt
Organism: Monopterus albus (swamp eel)
Lineage: Eukaryota; Metazoa; Chordata; Actinopteri; Synbranchiformes; Synbranchidae
Product: zinc finger protein 585A-like
Exons: 2
Coding region: 399-3506 (1035 amino acids)
Biological process (GO): regulation of transcription by RNA polymerase II
Cellular component (GO): nucleus
Molecular function (GO): RNA polymerase II cis-regulatory region sequence-specific DNA binding; DNA-binding transcription activator activity, RNA polymerase II-specific
Source: RefSeq, a predicted model, not a curated record